UUUAUUGAAACCUUCGUUUACUCUAAAACCCUAGAAAACUGGAACUUUGAACUGUCCUUAAACCCUUGUCUCCCUCACUGUGCUACAUGAACUCUUGCUCUUCGAAGAACCAUGUUACCGGGUAGAAAUUCACGGCCUCAGCAUCCAUCUAAGUUUCAGGCCAAUGGAACUGCUCCUUCACCUCCCCUGCAGGUUAUGGGUAACCCAGCAAGUUUUAUGCCAAACCAUAUGCAAAUUCAGUCUCAGAUGGCAAAUCCAAACAAUAACCCGAAUACCCACUUUUCCUCUGGGCAGCUUUUGGGGUACCAAGUGAAUCAGAUGAAUAAUGCUAAUUUUCAACAAAAAGGUCAAUUCUUGGGGCAAAAUAUUGUUAACCCACCUCAGUUCUUGAAUCAGAAUGUUGGUUUUGGGGGUAUGCCCAAUCCAAUGCAAAAUAUGAAUCAGUUUCUGCAAAUGCAAAUGGCUAUGCAAAUGGCAAGUUAUGCUCAGGCUCUUUCAGGGAGUGUUCCAAUGUAUCCAAACCAGGUGCCUCAGGGUAUGGGAAUUCAAAAUUCUAACAUUGCUAUGAAUAAUGCACAUUUUGGUCAUGCGAAUGCAAGUGGAAAUUUGUCUAAGCAAAUGGCUAAUGGAAGUCAGCAAUUGCAAGGGCAGUCGCCAGUGAUGAACUCUUUUGGUGUUGUUCAGCAGCAACAGACUCAGAACUUCAAUUCUCCUGCUUCUGCUAAUCCACAGGUUUCUCAGGGUAUGGGUCCUCAAAGUUCCAAUUUUGGUAUGAAUGCACAUUUGGGUCUUGUGAAUGCCAAUGUAGCCGCCCAGCAGUCUAAGAGCGGCUUGUCCAAGCAAAUGCCUAAUGUGACUCAGCAAUUGCAAGGACAGUUGCCUCUGAUGAAUUCUUUUGGCUUUGCUCAGCAGGCACAAAAUCAGAACUUUAAUGCUCCUACUUCUGCUAAUACACAGGUAUGUCAGGGUAUGGGGCCUCAAAUUCCCAAUUUUUCUAUGAAUGCGCAUUUGGGUCUUUUGAAUGCCAAUGGAGCUGUCCAGCAAAUGCCUAAUGUGAAUCAGCAAUUGCUAGGCCAGUUACCUAUGAUGAAUCCGUUUGGCUUUGUUCAGCAGCCACAAACUCAGAACUUCAAUGCUCCCGCUUCUACUAAUACACAGGCAAAUCAUGGAUGCGUUGUUGGGAUUAGCCCAUCAAAAGGCAACCAGCAAAAUUCUUAUAAUAGUAACUUCUCGAGGAAUCAAAAGCACGACGCUAAGAAUUCCAAGUUUGGUAAAGGGAAGUUCUCAACUCAUAACAAAAACCUGGGAAAAGGUCAUCACAGAAAUGGGGAGAAAAAAAAUAUUCAUUCUAAUUCAGUGAAACCUGAGAUGGAGAAAAAGAGACCUCUCAUGGUGACUUACUCAGCGCAAGAAAUUCAACAGUGGCGGGAAGAACGCCGUAAGAACUACCCUUCAAAAGGAAACAUUGAGAAGCAGCUAACAGGGAAAAUGGUAGAGUCCGAGGAUAAUUCGAAUGCUGCUAAGUUGCGCCGUCAGCAACUUAAGGAAAUUCUAGCCAAGCAGGCUGAGUUAGGUUUUGAAGUUGCAGAAAUACCAUCAUCCUAUCUGUCAGAUACUGAGAAACAAGUGGAUGGGAUGGAGCAAAAAAGGCCACUGAGUAGAAAAGAAAGGUUCCAAAAAAGGUUCAAUAAAAAAGAAAAGUUCAACCGAAAUGAUCGUUUCUCCAAGAAACGAAGAUUUGGAAACUCCGAUUCACCAAACACUUGUGAUCAAAAGGACUUUCCUGCUGGAAAACAGGAUGUGAACCGUGAAUCUGUAACUCAGGUUACAAAAAGUGCGAGAGAAUCAACACUGCUGCAGAAACUAUUGAGUUCAGAUAUUCAAAGAGAUAAACGGCGCCUAUUGCAGGUCUUUAGGUUCAUGACCAUGAAUUCUUUCUUUAAAGAUCAGCCUGGGAAACCCUUGAGGUUUCCUCGAGUGUUACUUAAGGAAACGGGGAAAGAAAUUGAAGCUGCUGAAGAAAUAUCUGAUGCUAUAGAUACAAACAUUGAAAAAUCAUCAUCAUCAUCAUCAGACGACGACAAUGACAAGUACGAAGAAGACAAUAUUGCUGAAUUUACAGAAGCAGUUAGUGAGUUACAAGAAGAUAGUAGCAGUGAAAGUGAAGAACCUGAGGAAGAACAAAUCUCUAGUUAAACAAAACAGCCUGUAUCUUUGUCACUGUUUAUUGUAUAUGCUUGUUUGUUAUCUUCCAUCUUAAUUAUGUGUAAAUUCUAAUGUCUAAUAUCAUAGCUGGUAUUGAAAUUUUGAUUUUCAAGGUUUAUUUGAUGAAACUUUUGGGCAUGUA
Messenger RNA from Solanum pennellii, 2347 nucleotides. RefSeq names its product GATA zinc finger domain-containing protein 14. NCBI's taxonomy places the organism in Eukaryota, Viridiplantae, Streptophyta, Magnoliopsida, Solanales, Solanaceae. Gene Ontology annotation, cellular component: nucleus. Gene Ontology annotation, molecular function: RNA binding. The coding region runs from base 112 to 2196 and encodes 694 amino acids. The record is from RefSeq and is a predicted model, not a curated record. Gene Ontology annotation, biological process: box C/D snoRNP assembly. The transcript has 10 exons.